Messenger RNA from Volvox carteri f. nagariensis, 1182 nucleotides. RefSeq lists its product as uncharacterized. The coding region runs from base 1 to 1182 and encodes 393 amino acids. The transcript is spliced from 8 exons. Gene Ontology annotation, cellular component: cytosol; perinuclear region of cytoplasm; nucleus. The record is from RefSeq and is a predicted model, not a curated record. Gene Ontology annotation, biological process: activation of GTPase activity; nucleocytoplasmic transport. Gene Ontology annotation, molecular function: small GTPase binding; GTPase activator activity. NCBI's taxonomy places the organism in Eukaryota, Viridiplantae, Chlorophyta, Chlorophyceae, Chlamydomonadales, Volvocaceae.
AUGAUCAUGCUCUUUCUGGAUGUGGCUUCUUUUGUCCGUGCCAUGGCGUCCAACACAAACUUGACUGAACUCUAUUGUUCGAGCCACCCGCUGGCUCCACACACAGCAUCUUUGUUGGCUGACAUGCUCGCUGCCAGCCCAAGCCUGCAGUCCUUGUGCGUGGGGGACAGCUCCCUGGGAGACGAUGGAGUGGCUGCAUUGGCGCGCGGUGUCGCUGCCAGCAGCCUCACCCGUCUGGACUUGUGCAACAAGGGUCUGGGUCUGCGAGGGGCCGCGGCGCUCUGCACCGCCUUGGCAGCGGCACCCUCGCUCACCCACCUCCUCCUAAACAGCAAUCCCAAGCUGUCGGACGACGGUCUACAUGCGCUAUGUGGGGCUGCGGUCUGGGCGGGUUUGCGGGUGCUGGAGAUCCAGGGCUGCGGUGUGACGUGUUCGGGUGUUCGUGCGCUGGCGGCUUCGCCCAGCUGCUACCGGCUGGAGGUGCUCCGACUGGACGGCAACCCGCUGGGACCGGAAGGCGGGAAGGCUAUCGGGGAGCUGCUGGGGGCCGCACCGCAGCUCAGAGAGCUAUCGCUGAGGGGAACGGAGCUGGGGGACCAGGGCGGAGAGGAACUGGCUGCGGCCCUGAAACCCAGAUCCAAAUCCACAUCUAGGUCAGGAUCUACAGAAGCUGCCGUUGGAGCAGUAGAUCUGCGCCCAGCGCCACCCAGCCGCAGUCCGCUGCUCCGUCUGGGCCUGGAGGAAUGCGGUCUGGGACCCCGGGCGAUGGCCGCAUUCCGAGACGCCUUCUUCGCGGGUGCCCGACUGGCGGCCCUGUGUCUAGCGGGAAACACGGAGGUGUCGGAUGGGGAUGUCGCCCAGCUGGGGGGCCCCCUGGGACCGCUGGCGGGAGCGGAGGAAGAGGAGGAAGAGGACGCGGAGGGCAGCGGCGAGGCUCGGCCGCCGCGGCUGACGCAUCUGGACGUGUCGGGCACCUCGGCGGGUCCUCAGGCGGUAGCGGCGCUGUCCCGGGCAGUGGGUCUGCGCCACCUCAGCAUGAGUCUGGAGGUGGGCGCCAACCCGGGUACCCAGGAGGGGGGCUUCCAGGAGCUUCUAGACGUCCUCCGCACCACCCGGCCAAACCUCGCCCUAUACUGGCGCUCCGGAAACGACCCCGCACCCCCCCAGUCCGGUGUGAGGUAG